AUGGAAAAUCUUUUAGAGAUGUGUGCCAAUGUCGCCGUUUUGAUCAAAUUUGCUGCACUGAGUCGCCGCGGGCGAGCGAAGCGAAACGGGGCAGGCGCGCGGCGCGUGUGUGGUUGGUUGGUCUGUGCUGGGGGAGGGGGCGGCGCUCUGGCCGCCCGGUGGCAGGGAGGCAGGCCGCUCGCCUGCCGGGCGGGGGGCGUGGGGGCGCUGCCUCCCAAUUACCUGGCGCAGCACCGCAUCGUGCUGGCCUCCCUCAACAAGGCGACCACGCGCCUUCUCUGCGACGUCUGCCCCGGGGAGCGGCCGGCGCGGCGCCUGGAGCGCGUGGCCGGCGACGCCUCCGCCGCCGUCGCCUUCGCCGACGACCUCCUCGCGGAGGCUUCCGACGCCGAGGUGCUGAGCCUGGCGGCGCCGGUGCUGCGGCGACUGCAGGGCGUGGCGGCGCCGGCGGACGGCGCCAAGCUGCAGCAGCUGCUGGAGGCGCCGCGCGUGUCGGAGGAGCUGGCCUUCAUGGCGGGCGAGGGCGCGGGGCUGGUGGGCGGCUUCCCGCUCGUGGGCGUCGUCUCCACGCAGGCCGCCUGCCCCGCGCGCUGCACGCUGCUCGCCGCCGGUGCGUACAUCCCUCCAAGGGGUUUGCACGCAAUGUCGGGAUCGUGCGUCGGCGGACCGGCAAUACCAAACGAAAUGGACCGUCGGCCGACAGACGUGUUUUCGGGCGCCCUACGCAGAGCGUUGUUGGAUUGUCGAGUUCACAAGCGAACGGAAGUAGUUCUGCAAACUCGAGAUAAUGAUGGGGAACCCCUUUGCCAUGGAGGUGAGAAGAUUGCUGCUGAAUUGCGUCAUCGAGAUGCGAGCAGUAGGGAAGUCCUUUUCCCGUAUUGGUGCGAAUUCAAAAGGCUCAUCAGGGGCAGUACCAUUGCUGCUGCUUUUGUUCCAGUGGAGGAAACAAGGAGACUACUUGUGGAUGUGGGGCUACUAUGCCAGGAGGUUACAUGGGAUGUGGUCAUGGACAUCUUGGGCAUCCUGGCCGUCGUCAUUGGUCUUGUUGUGGGAAUGUGCUGGAGAAUUCAGAGUGUACAACCCGGGGACGCAGCAACUCUGCAGUUUAUCAGUUCACAUUAUAGACGACUCCAAUAAUAAUAAGAUCUCCAAUUCUUCAAGAAAAAUACCACUCACCAGAAACAAGAAAAAAGUUAACCAUGAAACCGUUAUUGUCUAUAGGAUUUGACUAUAUAAAUACUGUCUAUACUAUAACAGGAUUUAAUUGUCUAGCUUCAUAUAAAUGAACUUAUUCUCUUUCAUUUGAAACCAAUUGUCGAAUGAAAUACUACGUAUUUUAUGUACAAUCGAAUCCAACAAGUAGCUUUAAUCGUUUUAUUCAUUAUUGUCUUAAUAGACAGGCCUGCACAGCCUUUUGCACUUUCACUGACCUCAGGUGGCUCGCGCGAGCCACUCGUGUGCAAAUGCAGGCAGUGAGGAAGGGAGUGAAUGAGACUCAUUCGGGGAGUGGGGACCAUCAAUGAGAAUGUGCAAUUCGAACCGUAGCGCAUAAAUUGACAGAGCAACCGGCGAGAACAUGACUGACGUUACACACAGUUCAAGAAAUACUGUUUUUUGUAUAUUGGAAAUGUUUGUUGUGGAUAUAUAACAAAUAGAAGUGAAUUAGACAUACGUAUUUUAUUUGGACACCAAGUAUUAUAGUUGCUUGUAGAUCAUGUAAUUUGCUUUGUUAUGAUGUAAUCGCAUGUGGUGCUAAAUACAAAACUGUUAUAUUGAAUCGUUUUGACAGUAAUAAACUAUUUUUUCAUUAA
This is a messenger RNA of Gryllus bimaculatus (two-spotted cricket), 1811 nucleotides long. The record is from the annotation of a GenBank genome assembly. NCBI's taxonomy places the organism in Eukaryota, Metazoa, Arthropoda, Insecta, Orthoptera, Gryllidae.